CUUUAUUGUUCUCAUGAUAUCUCUCACGGCUAGAUAUUGGCUUUAACCUUAUAAAUCAACUAUAGCAGCUGCUUCUUGUAUAUCUGAUUCCAGCGUUUACAAAACGUGAGGAAAAAAAAUUGAACUAAACAAGAAGACUGCUGAAUCUGUAGCUUUUCCUACCUAAUUAACAUCAACAAAGAGGAUACUACAGCCUAAAAUGUAUAAAAGAGUGCCAUUGUAUGAAAACAAAGUUUUUUCCCCAGUAGCAUGAACGUUGACCAGAAAUGCUACUGAGCAUGAUUUUUUCGCAGACAAAAGUGUACAAAUGGCAUAUAUUGGAUGAUAACUACAAUGUUCACUGAUAAUAGCUGCUUUGUACAUCAUCUUUGUAUGCAUUGGAUUUUCCUGAGCUACGCCUGGUUUUAUUGAAAGGAACUUCUUGGCUUUCUGGAGUUUUUAAAACAGAGGCUAGUUCAUUAACAACUCACAAAAUCGAAAGCAGCUUUACAUCAUGGCUUCAAUUGUUGCUCCAGUGAGAGACACAAAAUGGCUGACACUAGAAGUGUGCAGGCAGUUUCAGAGAGGGACUUGUUCACGUUCUGAUGAGGAAUGUAAAUUUGCACAUCCAUCCAAAAGCUGCCAAGUUGAAAGCGGAAGAGUGAUUGCCUGCUUUGAUUCCCUAAAGGGCCGUUGCACGAGGGAGAACUGCAAAUAUCUUCACCCACCAACACAUUUGAAAACUCAGCUAGAAAUUAAUGGUAGAAACAACCUGAUCCAACAGAAAACCGCAGCAGCUAUGCUGGCUCAGCAGAUGCAAUUUAUUUUCCCAGGAGCACCUCUUCAGCCAAUGCCAUCAUUUUCAGUAGGACCAACAAUAGGAUCUAAUCCAGCACUAAACUUUUCACCAUAUUUAACUCCGGUUACUUCUGGGGUUGGAUUGGUUCCUACGGAAAUUGUUCCCACACAAUCUGUAAUUGUUCCUGGAAAUCCUGUCUCUGUGUCUGGAUCAACUACAACACAAAAGCUGCUCAGGACAGAUAAACUAGAGGUUUGCCGGGAAUUCCAGCGAGGAAACUGUGCACGGGGUGAAACCGAUUGUCGCUUUGCACAUCCCGCUGACAGCACAAUGAUUGAUACAAAUGACAACACUGUAACUGUUUGUAUGGAUUACAUAAAAGGGCGUUGCCUGAGGGAAAAAUGCAAAUAUUUUCAUCCUCCUGCUCACUUGCAGGCCAAAAUCAAAGCUGCUCAGCACCAGACAAAUCAAGCGGCAGCAGUAGCCCAGGCAGCUGCAACAGUCAUGGGCUUUCCACCUGCUGUCCUUCAUCCUUUACCAAAGAGACAAGCACUUGAGAAAAACAAUGGUGCCAGUGCUGUUUUUAAUCCCAGUUUCUUGCACUACCAACAGGCCCUUGCUAGUGCACAGUUGCAGCAACAUGCAUCAUUUAUUCCCACAGGGUCAGUUUUGUGCAUGACACCUGCUACCAGUAUUGAUAAUCCUGAAAUAGUGAACAGGAAUGGAAUGGAAUGUCAAGAGGCCUUGUUGAGAACAGCAAAGCAUUGUUAUUGUACAUACAACACUGUCUCUUCCUUAACAGAAUUGCCACAAACUGCAUGCUGAGUAAAGAGUUUAUUUAUCUGGACAAAACACACACUUAAGAGCUAGUGCUGCUAUAUCGUAUAUGAAUAUUAAGAUGGUAUGCUUAGUAUAUUCAAAACUAAUCUAGUUAACUACCUGAUGCCAGCUGUGAUGGUUCAAGACAUAAAAGGGUAAUAUUUUACUUUUAAAAGUUUUAUAUAACACUGUUUACUUCUUAGGAAUAUUGUCUUACCACCAUAAAAUAGUGAAUGUAAGUAGUCCCAUUCAUGUAUCGCAGAGUUCACAGUUUUAUGACUUUCAAUGUUAGCAAUAACUGAUUUACAUUGGCCACUAAAUCCAGAAUCUAACUACAUGAAUAGUUUUCCAUGGGAGCUGUUGCUUUGGUUGCAUGUUUCUUCAACUGACCUCCCUGCUCCCCAGUUUGCACAGAGAAAUUCUUUUGAAACUGGACUUUCAAAAGUACUUUGUAAUGCUGCAAAGGAGAAUCUGGUUCCAAUGACGUAGGUCAUAGGAAUUUAAAAACAAAAUACUUUGGGAUAUCAGUGCCACUAGUUGCACUAUGAUGAUUGUUUGGUGACAAAAUAAGUGAUGCGGUGGUGAAAUCACCACUAGAAGUUCCAGAGUAGUUUUCCUACCAUGUUUCCCUGAAAAUA
This is a messenger RNA of Thamnophis elegans (Western terrestrial garter snake), 2235 nucleotides long. RefSeq names its product muscleblind like splicing regulator 2 (gene MBNL2). Gene Ontology annotation, molecular function: metal ion binding. The record is from RefSeq and is a predicted model, not a curated record. NCBI's taxonomy places the organism in Eukaryota, Metazoa, Chordata, Lepidosauria, Squamata, Natricidae. The coding region runs from base 494 to 1603 and encodes 369 amino acids. The transcript has 7 exons.